Messenger RNA from Colias croceus (clouded yellow), 5719 nucleotides. RefSeq names its product homeotic protein spalt-major-like. The transcript is spliced from 8 exons. Gene Ontology annotation, cellular component: nucleus. Gene Ontology annotation, biological process: regulation of transcription by RNA polymerase II. The record is from RefSeq and is a predicted model, not a curated record. NCBI's taxonomy places the organism in Eukaryota, Metazoa, Arthropoda, Insecta, Lepidoptera, Pieridae. Bases 136 to 4206 code for a protein of 1356 amino acids. Gene Ontology annotation, molecular function: DNA-binding transcription factor activity, RNA polymerase II-specific; RNA polymerase II cis-regulatory region sequence-specific DNA binding.
GCUCCUCUGACCGUCCGCACCGCACUCCGAGUCCGCACGCCGCCGAGCCCGUCCGCGGCCGCGAAGUGAACUGUGUCCGGGGCGAGCGCUCCCUGCCAUGCGCUGGCCGUGAGCCGCCAGCCAGCGCCUCUCAACAUGCCGCGCGUGAAGCCCGCCUGCGUCCGCCGCGUCUCCAUCGGUGAAAGUUCGGGGUCGUGUUCUGAAGAAGAGAUAAAUAAUGUUCUACCGGAAGAUGGCAGAGACCGUCCAGAGACGCAUAUGUGUCCGCGAUGUCAGGAACAGUUUGAUAACUUUAACGAUUUCUUAUACCAUAAGAGACUUUGCGAUGAAAAAGCAAUUCAGAUGGGUGAAGAAAGAAUGCACUCGGAUCCCGAAGAUAUGGUUGUAUCAGGGGACGAAGAAAUGGAUAGUCCUAACAAAAGACUAGAACAAGUAAGAAGGCAUCGUCAAGAUGCAGAAAACAAUAAUAGCCUCGAAGACGGAGAGGCUGAAGUACCUGAAGCUGAUGUUCCACCAGUUGGAUUACCCUUCUCGGUGGCUGGUCAUGUAACGCUAGAAGCAUUACAAAAUACUAAAGUUGCAGUUGCACAGUUUGCGGCUACAGCUAUGGCCAAUAAUGCAAACAAUGAGGCUGCUUUACAUGAGCUAGCAGUAUUACAAAGUACGUUAUUUACCCUGCAACAUCAACAAGUUUUUCAACUCCAGUUAAUAAGACAAUUACAAAAUCAGUUAUCAUUAACUAGAAGAAAAGAUGAUCAGCAGCCAAGUCCACCACCUUGUGAACAAGAACCGACCGCUCCAUCGACGCCAGUUCGCUCACCGUCGCCGCCUCGUCCGCCACGGGAGCCAUCUCCUGUUGAACCAGCUCCUCCUACUAGCCAAAGCUUGCCAUCAACCCACUCGCACAUUACGCCUAAGAUGGAACCGAUAUCCAUUCCUAAACCUCCGACCUCAUCUCCACCUAUGAUGUCUCAUCCACCCUAUAGCUCCAUUUCUUCAUCAUUAGCAUCUUCAAUAAUCACAAACAACGAUCCUCCACCGUCCCUAAAUGAACCAAACACACUUGAAAUGCUACAGAAGCGAGCACAAGAGGUACUUGAUAACGCAUCUCAAGGACUUCUAGCGAAUAAUUUAGCUGAUGAACUGGCUUUCCGAAAGUCAGGAAAAAUGUCACCGUAUGAUGGAAAAAGCGGAGGGAGAAAUGAACCUUUCUUUAAGCACAGGUGCAGAUACUGUGGAAAAGUGUUUGGAAGUGAUUCGGCGCUUCAAAUUCAUAUUCGAUCACAUACUGGAGAAAGGCCGUUUAAAUGUAACGUAUGCGGAUCAAGAUUCACUACAAAAGGAAAUCUUAAAGUUCAUUUCCAAAGGCACACGGCCAAAUUCCCUCAUGUUAAAAUGAACCCGAACCCAGUGCCAGAACAUUUAGACAAAUAUCAUCCUCCGCUAUUAGCGCAGCUGUCUCCGGGGCCUAUACCUGGAAUGCCACCACACCCUCUCCAGUUUCCACCAGGUGCGCCUGCACCUUUUCCGCCAAGCUUGCCAUUAUAUAGACCAACGCAUCAUGACCUACUUCCUCCACGGCCACUUGGAGAUAAACCACUGCCACCACAUCCACUUUUUGCAAUGCGGGAAGAACAAGAUGCCCCUGCUGAUUUAAGCAAACCUUCUGCACCCAGUCCUUCCCGGUCGACAUCAGAUAUGUUUAAGUCAGAACCGCAAGACGAAGAAAGUCAACGAGAUUCCAGUUUUGAAGAAACUGACCGAAUAUCACCUAAACGAGAGCCCGAAGAAAAUGAGCCUGUUCAAGAUACAGAACAAGAGCGAUAUCCAUCCACCUCACCCUAUGACGAUUGCAGCAUGGACUCAAAAUAUAGCAAUGAAGAUCAAAUCGGCCGAGAAAGUCCACACGUGAAGCCGGACCCCGAUCAACCGGAAAAUUUAUCAAGUAAGAAUCAGUCGAUAUCUGGACCAAUUUCAAUAGCUACGGGACUUCGUACUUUUCCGUCUUAUCCACUAUUUCCCCACUCUCCUCCAAGUAGCAUCUCCUCAGGUAGUGUAACUCCAUUCCCAAAUAUUCCUAACAGUAUAAUUGACCCAGAUCUCUCUCGCGACCCCAUAAUAUACAAUUCUCUUCUACCACGUCCUGGUAGCAACGACAAUUCAUGGGAAAGUUUGAUAGAAAUUACAAAAACUUCAGAAACAUCUAAGUUGCAACAAUUAGUCGAUAAUAUUGAUAAUAAAGUAUCAGAUCCUAAUGAAUGCAUAGUAUGCCAUCGCGUUCUUUCAUGUAAAAGUGCACUACAGAUGCACUAUCGUACUCAUACCGGUGAACGACCAUUUCGAUGCAAGUUGUGCGGUCGAGCUUUUACUACAAAAGGGAAUUUGAAAACGCACAUGGGCGUCCACCGAAUUAAACCUCCCUCUCAAAUGUUACACCAAUGUCCAGUUUGUCACAGAAAGUUUACUGACCCAAACAUUUUACAUCAACACAUUCGAAUGCAUACGGGCGAUCGUUGCAAUAUUUCUUUUGACCAAGGCACCCGAGAUACUUGCGAUAGUCAAUCAUUCAGUAAUAAUGACUCCGAUAUCACAGACUAUUCUCCAUUUUGCAACAUCCCUACUCCUACCUUUCCAACUCCCUCCACUCCUGGCGACCGAAGGGCGGACUCCCGCGGAACCGACGAUGAGAGCGGCCGUGAAGAGCGCGAGCUUACUACUCGGGAGUUCGACGAUGAAUCUGAAAUAAAGGAUCGUCGAACUUCGCCGCUCUCCGUCUGCGCCACGGCGUCCGAAUGCGAAAUAAAAACCAUCACCACAACGGCUUCCCUCCCAUCGGCGACAGGUUCGGAGAGCGGGCGGAGUGCGCGAGCCUCGCCACCGUCGCCCUCGCCGUCGCCAUCGGCCCUGUCGACGCCGCCGCGCCUGCCGCACCACUCGCCGCUGCCCUCGCCGCCCACGCCCCUGGCUGCGCUCGGUGCUCUCGGCGGAUCGCCCUUCAGCCCGCUCGGACUUGCUUUUCCUCCCGCAGUGCGUGGUAAUACGACGUGUACCAUCUGCUACAAAACCUUUGCCUGCAACUCCGCAUUGGAGAUCCACUACCGAAGUCACACCAAAGAACGUCCGUUCAAGUGCACGGUCUGCGAUAGAGGCUUUUCAACAAAGAGCAGUGGCGGUUGCCAAUGCGGCAGGCGCGCGCGCGCUCCUCGCCCGCCACACGCCACUGCUUUGGACCUCUGGAACGCCUUCGUCUACCCGGGUAACAUGAAGCAACACAUGCUCACGCACAAGAUUCGGGACAUGCCACCGGGCUUCGACAAAAAUGGAAGUGGUCCUACGGGAGCGACGAGCGAGGACGGCCGCGAUCCGAGCCCCGAGAGGCGCUCCUCGCCCGACAAGAUGGACUUGAAGCGGUCUCCGCCCGCGCACCCGCCGCCGCCGAUGAAUCACCCGCCCCCGAUUGACAUGCCGCCUUUACCAAAGAGACUAACAGUACCAAGUGCGCCAGUCCACCCACCGCCGUCAGCGUCGUCGAAGCAUUUAUGCGGAGUUUGCCGCAAGAACUUCUCGUCGUCGUCCGCUCUGCAGAUCCACAUGCGAACCCACACUGGGGACAAGCCCUUCCGAUGCGCGGUCUGCCAGAAAGCGUUCACAACCAAAGGAAACCUCAAGGUGCACAUGGGCACGCACAUGUGGAGCGGCGGCGCGUCGCGGCGCGGGCGGCGCAUGUCGCUGGAGCUGCCGCCGCGCCCGCUGCACGAGCCGCACGACCUGCUGCGGCGCCCCGACCUCUUCUACCCCUACCUGCCCGCGCCUUUCCUUAACGGCAUGCAGCAGAAGCUGAAUGAAAUAUCAGUCAUACAACAGAGCGCUGGACAGAACGGCGUCGCUGGUAAAUUCCCAGGCCUGCUCGGAUUCGGUGCCUUCGGAGCCGGAAGGCCCGGCGCAGCAUCGCCACUAGAGAGGCCGCCGUCAUUGGAGAAUGAUGAGCGCCAAGCCGCUAUGCGUGAACUUGCCGAACGAGGUCGGGAGCUGGCUGAGCGCAGUCGGCAAAUGCGCGAGGAGAGCGAGCACUACCGCUCGCCGCCGGCGCACGCGCCGCACCCCCCGCCGCCCGCGCAGCCCUCCCCGCCCGCGCCGCACCACCCGCACUCGCACCCGCUAGCGUCGCUCCCGCCGCCCGCCCGGACCGAAGGCCUCACCGUUUGAAAUGAUAUCGCCGAGUCGAUAUAUCACUCUAAUAAACCUAUCGAUCGACGAUCGAUCCGAUAAGCCGUGCAUCAGCCACUAGAACUCCUGCAAUGCCCGAUCACAUUCCAAAUAAUCGACUCUCAAGUCUCAGCGGGCUACGAAGAAUCUCUAACUUGCUAAUGGCCAUUGACCAUACCGAGUAUUCUCAAUUAUGUACAAAGAUUAAACUUGAGUACUCAAAGUGAAGGACUGAUAUAUGAAAAAAAAAAUGUUUUAUAAUAGCGUAAGCUAACACGCUAAGUGUAUCGAUGUAUGUAUCGAGUCGUUAUUCCAAGUGUUAUUACGCCUAGUAUUACUAUAAGUAACUUAUAUGCAAGAGUACGGGCCUGGGGCAAUCCGGGGCUCGUAAGAGUCCCACUAUUAUGUCAUUACUCUGUGAUAGUGCACAUGAAGAGGCUGUGUCUUAUGGACAGAAGUAUGGAAACGGUAUCAGAUAUAUUGGAUGCAGUCGAAUGUGCUAUAACAUCAAAAGUAAUUAUAAAUUAUCCCAAAAAUUAAUUAAAUUCAUAAAUCUAUAUAUCGUAAUAAUUAUGUAAAUAAAAUGUAUAAUAUUUAGGUUCGUAAGUAAAAUAGUUUAAUUAAUUAUUAUGCUAUAUCUAUAUUAUGUCUCAACUGGAGUGCGAUAUGCAUGAUUUCUUUAAUACCACAUUCCAAUGUGAAGAGAUUCUUUAGUAAAUUAUUGAAGUGUAUCAAAUGCUGAUGCAUUAUCAAAUUUCAAGUAGGCAGCAAAGUAUUUAUAAGAAUCUUCUUUGGCAACGAAAAAUAUCUGUAUAAGAUUUUAUUGAUGAAUGCAUUAUUUAAAGGAAUGUAUACCUUAUUAACUUAUUCUCGCUCUAAGUACUCAAUAUAUUUACUAUAUUUAAUUACGGUAACAGAGGUUAAUGACAUAUUCAUAUCAUGUAAAUUAAAAAGUAUUUGCAUUUGAGGUCUACAUAGAUUUAAGUGUUUUAGAGUCAUAGCUAUAUUGCUUUAGGAUAUUUCGACAUAUCUUUGUAAAAAUGUAUGUUACUUAUUUUCCAUAAUAAUGAAAGUGUGAACUUCACAGACUGACCGUUUAUUUACGAAAUUUUGUUUCCAAAAAUGUGCAUUUCAAUGUUUGUAACUAAAAGCCGAACUGUAAUACGAUUAUUUAUAAUAUUAUUAUGUUUCAUAGUGAUGUGUUUCGUACUUCUAAAUAGAUGUGUAUAAAUGUUCAGCUAAAUUAUUUAUAUUGUCAAAUCAUGCAUACACUCUUAGAAAUAAAUGAUUGUGAGGCGAUAGGCCUCUACAACAAUUUAGUUGUCUAGUAUAAAUUCUCAUAGCACCUACAAUUUAAUUUUCAUGUUGCGAAUAGAUAUAGCGUAGCGUUAGCCAUGAAUAUGAUGUGUCAUGUCCAUGUCAGUAUAAAUAAUCAAUUGUAAAUUAUUAAAUGUUUAUGUAAAUGUCCAGAAAGUAUUCAAAUUAUUUAAAAAACAAUUAUUAUACUAAUUAA